AUGUUUCCACUCUCCACUUUUUUUUUCUUUCCUAAAAUUAUUUGUGCCUCUUUCUUCUUGACAAUAUUCUUCUCCCCCCCCCUGUUGCUUUUGCGGUGUGCUAGCCGCUUACAAGUGUUAUUAGCGAGGUGUAGAAUGGGUAUCUUUCUUGGGACGCUUUUUUUUGUUGCCGUCGGGAGUCUUGGUGCGCUAAGUGCACCGUUGUGGGCGAAGAGUCAAGUGGAGCUUGUCCGCAUCCUCUGCUUUACUGCCGCCUUCUGCUGCUGGCUGUCGUGGGUUCUCAUCUACAUGGCGCAGAUGAAUCCACUGCUUGUGCCCACACGAAAUAUCAAGAAGGAAUGA
This is a messenger RNA of Trypanosoma cruzi, 342 nucleotides long. RefSeq lists its product as uncharacterized. NCBI's taxonomy places the organism in Eukaryota, Euglenozoa, Kinetoplastea, Trypanosomatida, Trypanosomatidae. Gene Ontology annotation, biological process: proton transmembrane transport. The transcript has a single exon. Gene Ontology annotation, cellular component: proton-transporting V-type ATPase, V0 domain. Gene Ontology annotation, molecular function: proton-transporting ATPase activity, rotational mechanism. Bases 1 to 342 code for a protein of 113 amino acids. The record is from RefSeq and is a predicted model, not a curated record.